AUGAAUCACGAGGGCGUAGAAUCGUUGAAGAUACGCAUCAUUGGAGCAGGGAUUGGAGGGCUGACGACCGCCCUCUCACUUGCACAGUCUGGCUUCCAACACAUCCAAGUAUUCGAAAUGGCGGCUGACCUGGGAUUUGUCGGAGCGGGCAUUCAGCUCGCUCCCAAUAUAGCUCGUGUCCUUGACCGACUAGGGGUGUGGAAAGAGAUCGCGGAAGAAGCGGUCGCGUGCCGCGACACUUCCAUAUGA
This is a messenger RNA of Cladophialophora psammophila CBS 110553, 249 nucleotides long. RefSeq names its product salicylate hydroxylase. The transcript has 2 exons. Gene Ontology annotation, biological process: secondary metabolite biosynthetic process. The record is from RefSeq and is a predicted model, not a curated record. Gene Ontology annotation, molecular function: monooxygenase activity. NCBI's taxonomy places the organism in Eukaryota, Fungi, Ascomycota, Eurotiomycetes, Chaetothyriales, Herpotrichiellaceae. The coding region runs from base 1 to 249 and encodes 82 amino acids.